CGGCAGAGACCAGAGACCAGAGACAGAGCUCCAGGAGAAAUGGUGCUGCGGUGAGGGUGCCUGGAAAGGACUGCGCUCCAAACCAAGAGAAGGAUUUCCACAGCUUUCAAAGAGACAAUAGUCAAACCACUGCAGGGAGCGAGACGUUCCACCACCACCACCACUAUGAAGGAAACUACUGAAAAUGUCUGUCUGGACGAUGCCAGCUGCAGCCAGACCAAGACCCAGGAUACUAUUUUUCACUCUGAAGAAGAUAACAGUCUUUAUUUCACAUACAGUGGAAAAUCAAAUGUUCUGGAGGUCAAAGAACUCAACUACCAGGUUAACACAGCAUCCCAGAUUCCCUGGUAUGAGAACCUUGCUCAGAUGAAAAUGCCCUGGACAUGGAAAUCGGAUCCCAAUUCCCACAUGCCAGUAAUCCAAAAUCUGAAUCUAAAAGUGCAAAGUGGUCAGAUGCUUGCAAUUAUAGGAAGCACUGCUGGUGGAAAGACAUCCUUGCUUGAUGUGAUAACCUGCCGUGAUCAUGGAGGCAAAAUCAAGUCUGGUCAAGUCCUGAUCAACAACAAACACAGCACUCCCCAGCUUGUCAGGAAAUGCAUAGCACACGUGAGGCAGGAUGACCGACUGCUCCCGCACCUGACUGUCAGAGAAACACUAUUGUUCGUUGCCAAACUGCGCCUUCCAAAGUUUUUUUCAGACUCACAAAGGAAAAAAAGGGUGGAAGAUGUGAUCGCAGAGCUCCGCCUGCGGCAAUGCGCCAACACCAGGGUGGGGAAUGAGUAUCUGCGGGGCGUCUCCGGGGGAGAGAGGCGCAGGGUGAGCAUCGGCGUGCAGCUGCUCUGGAACCCGGGAAUACUCAUACUUGAUGAACCCACAUCUGGACUGGACAGUUUUACUGCACAUAACCUUGUGAUAACAUUAUCCAGACUGGCCAGAGGAAACAGAUUGGUUCUUCUUUCACUUCAUCAGCCCCGGUCAGAUAUCUUCCAAUUGUUUGAUUUGGUUCUUCUGAUGACUUCUGGACUCACUGCCUACUGUGGAACAGCUGAAGACAUGGUCCAGUAUUUCACAGAACUAGGCUAUCCCUGCCCAAGGUACAGCAAUCCUGCGGAUUUCUAUGUUGACUUGACCAGUAUUGAUAAACAGACUCCAGAAAAAGAGAUGGAAAGCCGAAGAAGAGCAAACGCUCUUGCCAAUUUGUUCAUUGAAAAGGUCAAACAUUUUGAUGAUUUCUUAUGGAAAGUUACUGAAGGAGACGGUGCUGAGACCACAGUCAUCAAGCAGAGGAAUUCCGAAGAGGUUAUGAACAUGCCUCACAAUUCAAGUGAUCAAUUACCAGGAGCCUUAAAGCAGUUCACUAUAUUAUUAAGUCGUCAGGUCUCCAAUGACUUCAGAGAUCUUUCAACAUUAUUAAUCCAUGGAUUUGAAGCCCUUCUUAUGUCACUACUAAUUGGAUUUUUGUACUAUGGCCAUGAAAAAACCGGACUCUCUAUUCGUGACACAACAGCCCUGCUGUACAUGAUAGGUGCCCUAAUCCCAUUCACAAUAAUUUUGGAUGUUAUUGCCAAGUGUCAUUCAGAAAGAGCAAUGCUUUAUCAUGAUUUGGAAAGUGGAAUGUACUCUGUUGGUCCAUACUUCUUUGCUAAGAUUUUGGGGGAGCUCCCAGAACACUGCAUUUUUGUUAUAAUUUAUGGGAUUCCCAUCUACUGGCUGGCAAACCUUGUUCCUGAUCCAGAACAUUUCCUGCUGAACUUCCUGUUAUUGUGGUUGGCUGUUUACAGUGCCCGUGCCAUGGCACUUUGGGUGGCAGCUCUGCUACCGACGUUACAGCUCUCGGCCUUCCUUGGCAAUGUCCUCUUCACAUCAUUCUACCUGAGUGGUGGUUUUGUGAUAAGUCUGAACAGCCUCUGGACAGUUCCUUUUUGGGUUUCAAAAAUUUCUUUUCUCAGAUGGAAUUUUCAAGGAAUGAUGCAAAUUCAGUUCACUGACACUACAUAUGAAAUGACUGAUCGAAACAUUACUUAUCAAAUACCAGGGAAACUUGUCACUCAGGCUCUGGACCUGGACUCCCACCCUCUCUAUGUGAGCUACCUUGUCCUCACUGGCAUCAUUUGCAGCUUCCUGCUUUUAUACUAUUUAUCUUUACGCUUUAUCAAGCAGAAAUCAACCCAAGACUGGUAUACAGCAAAGGAUUGUGCAUGUCACGAGACUGAAGGAAAGCUAGCCCUGGCAGUGGAUCUCAUCUGAGGACAAGGACAGGAGUAAAGGUCCUUUUAUUUGCUCCAUCAUGGAAACCUGAUAGAUGAUCAAACUUCUUUCAGCUGUAAUCUCUAUUCUACUAUUAAACACAAACAAUUUUAUUUGCCCAUUUUUUUGUUAAUUAGAAACACUAACCAACUGUGGUAAUAACAAUACUCUGCCACGUUUCAUAGCCCUUUUCUAAUUAAAAGUAACAAUAGCCUGAAAGGAGAAUUUGUUCUCUCAAAAACUAUGCUAAUACAAGGCUGAAUUUGGCCCAAAACAAGAACUCAUGUUUGAAUGCUUACUAACUCUAAAAUUAAAAAAAAACCCAAACAAAAAACAACCAACUUCAAUUUAAAAGCUCUUAUUUCUACCCCUCAUGGCUAGAGCACAAUCUAAGCCUUCUCAUUUUCAGUUGUGCUAAAUAUUUUGCUGAUGAUCCCUUUAACAGUCAAAUGAUCAAAUUCUCAUGCAGGUAAGAUGAUUGCAUAGAAUAACCUUUCAAAACUCUUCAUGCUUGUACUGAGUAUCUUCUUUAGAACCUACUAGGAGCUUCUGCUUGAAGAGAGUACAGCAAGCAUCUGUUCAUACAGAGUGCAGUUCCACAUGUUCAAUACACUCUAACCACUGUUUUAAGUAUAGUAGAGCAAGUGAUUGAUUCUCUGCAAUCUUUUUAUGAAACUGCUAUACCAUCAUGUAGUUAGGAAGGACAGUGAAAAACUUAGUUCACUUACAGAACUUUUACUGAGGUAAAAGCAGCAGAGGACUAAUGACAGCAUAAAGCAGCAAGUACAGUGCUGGUGACAAAAGGGCAAUUUUUUGUUUUAUAACAUGUUAAAAAACUUACUCUACUUUGAACCUCAACUUAUCUGUUACAGGGCUAAACAACUUUGGUAGUGAUUGCUCUUUGCAAUGUUACCAAACAAACAAAUUUUCUAAGUUAGAUAACAUCAUAGGACUUCUACAACUUGAUUCAAGUAAGUUUGUAUUCCUUUAACACCGUAUCUUGGAUUUGUGUUUGAAGUGUUUUACCUAAUUAUUCCUAUUUAUUUCAUCUAUGACAGACUGGUGCAC
This is a messenger RNA of Poecile atricapillus (Black-capped chickadee), 3315 nucleotides long. It is a transcript of the gene ABCG8, whose product is annotated as ATP binding cassette subfamily G member 8. Gene Ontology annotation, molecular function: ATP hydrolysis activity; ABC-type transporter activity; ATP binding. Gene Ontology annotation, cellular component: plasma membrane. The coding region runs from base 166 to 2247 and encodes 693 amino acids. The transcript has 14 exons. The record is from RefSeq and is a predicted model, not a curated record. NCBI's taxonomy places the organism in Eukaryota, Metazoa, Chordata, Aves, Passeriformes, Paridae. Gene Ontology annotation, biological process: cholesterol homeostasis.